This is a messenger RNA of Globicephala melas (long-finned pilot whale), 5358 nucleotides long. RefSeq names its product epoxide hydrolase 4 (gene EPHX4). NCBI's taxonomy places the organism in Eukaryota, Metazoa, Chordata, Mammalia, Artiodactyla, Delphinidae. Gene Ontology annotation, molecular function: hydrolase activity. The record is from RefSeq and is a predicted model, not a curated record.
CAUAAUUCCAUGAUCCAGAAAAAGGCCUAAUUGAGGACAAUGGGAGGAUUUGAACACUGGUCAAAAUGAGUGGCUCUUCCGGCCACAGUACCUAGGAUGAUUUGGGAAAGUCUCACCUUCAUUUUCCCCACAUUUUACCAAUUCUGAAAUGGGAUUUUACUCUGCGGAGGAAGGUCGUGUCUCCACCCUUGCCUACCUAGUCCGGGGCGGACGUCGCAGCGUAGUGGGUCUGCGACGCGGCGCUCCGGGGCUGGGCGCAGUGGCCGCAAGAGCUCACCGUGAGUGCGGGAGCCCGGGGCUGUGACACCGGACCCGCGCCAGGCACGGACGCCCGGGGGCCCGCGGGGAGGCGCGCGCGGAGCCGGCUACCGCGGACCGGCUGGAGGGGCUGACGCGCCGCCGCGCUUGCAGUCUCGCUCCGUAGCCGGAGUGCGCGCCGCUGCUCUCCGCGCCUCGGAAGUGCAGCGGACCCCGCCGUUGCCGCCGCCCGAUGGCGAGGCUGCGGGAUUGCCUCCCCCGCCUGAUGGUCACGAUCCGGUCCCUGCUCUUCUGGUCCCUGGUCUACUGCUACUGCGGUCUCUGCGCUUCCGUCUACCUGCUCAAACUUUUGUGGAGCAUCGGCAAGGGACCCACGCAGACCUUCCGGAGGGUCGCCCGGGAACACCCUCCAGCGUGCUUGAACGACCCCUCUUUGGGUACCCACUGCUACGUGCGGAUCAAGGAUUCGGGGUUAAGAUUUCAUUAUGUUGCCGCUGGAGAAAGAGGCAAACCACUUAUGCUGCUGCUUCAUGGAUUUCCAGAAUUCUGGUAUUCUUGGCGUCACCAACUAAGGGAAUUUAAAAGUGAAUAUAGAGUUGUAGCGUUGGACUUGAGAGGCUAUGGAGAAACAGAUGCUCCCAUUCAUCGAGAGAAUUAUAAAUUGGACUGUCUAAUUACAGAUAUAAAGGAUAUUUUAGACUCUUUAGGGUAUAGCAAAUGUGUUCUUAUUGGCCAUGACUGGGGAGGCAUGAUUGCUUGGCUAAUUGCCAUCUGUUAUCCUGAAAUGGUGAUGAAGCUUAUUGUUAUUAACUUCCCUCAUCCAAAUGUAUUUACAGAAUAUAUUUUACGACACCCUGCCCAGCUGUUCAAAUCCAGCUAUUAUUAUUUCUUCCAAAUACCAUGGUUCCCAGAAUUUAUGUUUUCCAUAAAUGAUUUCAAGGCAUACUUCUUUCUAGAGAACAUUCCAUGGGGAGAUGAAAGAAUAUGAAUGCCAGGUAAGAGAAUUUGACAGUAGCAGAAGUGGAAGCCCUUGGGAUUAAAGAAAACCCCCAAACAAAAUUAAGCCUGCAGGUAUUGGUGUACCAUAUACACUGACACCAGGAGUCAUAUAUAGUAUCUAUUUCUUCGAAGUUAAUUAGUUGCUUCUUGUUUGUCCAGCAUGAUGUUAAAUAUUUAGGGAGGUUAAAAAAAGACAUAAUAUUAUUUUACCUGGAAAUACUUCUGCAUGUACCUCUGACAAUAAGGACUAUUUUUAAAAAAAGAACAUAACUCCAGUGCCAUUAUCAAAGCUAACAAAAUGAACAACUUGUUAAAAUCAUUUAAUGCCCAUUCAAAUUCUCUUAAUUGUCUCAACUGUCUUUAUGCACUUUAUUUGUUUGAAUCAGGAACCAAACAAGGUCUACAUAUUGUAUUUGUUUGUUAUGCAUUUUAAAAUCUUUAACGGUUCUUUCCUUUUGUUUUUUACCAUCACUUUUUUAAGAAGAAAUUUGUUCAUUUGCCCUGAGGAAUGGUCCACAUUUUGGAUUUGACUGACUGCUUCAUCAUGGUGUUAUUUAACUAGUUCUGCUAAGCCUUGUCUUUCCUACUUCAUAGGUGCUACUGAUCUAGAGGCUUGAUUAGACUGUUUAAUUUGACAAGAAUAUUUUAUAGGUGGUUCUGUGUAUUUCCUAAUGCGUCACAUCAGGGAAGCACAUAAUGCUUAGUUGUCCCAGUUUUAGUAAUGCUAACACUAACCAGUGGACUCACAAAUUGUCAGCCUAUCCAAAUUGCCUAACAACCAACCUUUCACCAAAUAACUUUAGCAUACCUUGAUCGUCACGGCCUAGGUUCAUUAUUUCUUUAGAAAACAGUGAUUUUUUUAGUUCUAUGGGGAUGCCUAAAAAGUUCCCUCAGUUUUUAAGUAAAAAUAAAAGACACAUUUUUCAUUUUCACCAAGAGCUUUACUGAACCCUUUGGUUCCCCUACCUUCUGCCAUUUUUCAGGCAACUUCUAAAUUCCAUCUUCCCAAAAUUUUUUAUCCUUUUGAGCAAAGAACUGUUCCGGGUGCCUUUUACAGUCCUCCGGGGUAUUGACAUUUUUUCCAUUAAGAGAACUUUGUAAAGACCGAAAUAAAUGGAAAUCUGAAGGUGCAGUGUCUGGUGAAUAUGGCGGAUGAAUCAGAACUUCCCAGCCAAGCUGUAACAGUUUUUGGCUGGUCAUCAAAGAAACGUACGGCCUUGGUUAUCCUGAUGGAAGAUUAUGUGUUUUCUGUUGAGUAAUUCCGGAUGCUUUUUGUUGAGUGCCACUUUCAGUUGGUCUAAUUGGGAGCAGUACUUGUUGGAAUUAAUCGUUUGGUUUUCCAGAAGGAGCUCAUAAUAGAGGAUUCCCGUUCAAUCCCACCAUAUACACAACAUCACCUUCUUUGGACGAAGACCAGCCUUUGGUCUCUUCCGUUCCACAUUAUUGUACAGUAUCCACUUUUCAUCGCCCAUCACAAUUUGUUUUAAAAACGGAACAUUUUUGUUACGUUUCUGUAGAGAAUCGCAUGCAGCAAUACGAUCAAGAAGGUUUUUUUUCACCUAGCUUAACAUCAAAGCGAUUCACAUAACCAGGGUGGUGCAAAUGAUUUUCAACGCUUGAUUUAGAUAUUUAGAGUAUGUCGGCUAUCUCCUGCGUGGUAUAACGUUUAUUGCUCUCAAUUAAUUUCUCGAUUUGAUCACCAUCAACUUCAACUGGUCUACCCGACCAUGGAGCAUCGUCCAGUGAGAAAUCUCCAGCAAGAAACUUCUCAAACCACUUUUGCCACAUUCACUCAGUCACAGCACCUUCUCCAUACACCACACAAAUCUUUUUUUGAGUUUCAGUUGCGUUUUUACCUUUCUUGGAAUAAUAAAACAUAAUAUGCCGAAAACGUUGCUUUUUUUCUUCAUCUUCAAUAUUAAAAUAGCUACACAAAAAUUCACCAGUUUUGAUAAGUUUUUUUUUUUAAUGCAUGCUAGUAUGACAGCAGUCACAAUACAACAAAAUUAUUUCGAAUAAAGUUAAAGACAACUAAGUGCUACUAGAGCCAUCUUAUGGAAAAAACUGAACGAACUUUUUGGCCAACCCAAUAUUAUUCUUUCUGCUUUUAUUAACUGGAAUUCAUGUAUAAAGAGGAAUUUCCACAUCUAUAUUUGGUUAUUCUGAAAUACAGUUCCCACAAGAAUGGCAGGACAAAUGCUUCAUUAUUUCCCUUUGUAAACAACUUCCAGAGUAAUGAAUUGGUGCCCUAGAAACUUCCACUGAUAACCAAUGAGGGUUUUUUUUUUCAUAUCAUUAUGAGCUCAUGAUUUUUAAAAAUAUAUUUGAUAUUUAUCAAUUGAUUACAGUCAUUAUUCUCUUUGAUGCCCAAAUUGUUGCAAGUGUGAACUCCUUCAGGUUGGCUCCUAUGUCCUCUUGACACAGGAGCCCUUUAGUCAGGGAUAGCUUGCUUCCUUAAUGUCCUAAGGUCAUCAUUUUUUUCCUGUUCCAGAUCUGGAAUCAGUCAUUUAUUGAAGGAACUCUGGCUCCUAUUAGCAGGAAAUGGUAUUUAGAGACCACAGUUUGGGUAUCAAGGCGAUCAUUGUUACUGAGUUUUCAUUGCUUCUAGAUCUUUCCAUUGGACAGAAUGUAGACAUACAUAUUUUUUAGAAAAAAAAUAUGAGUUCUUAUUCACAUUUCCAAAGCAAAUUUAAGAUGACAGCAUUUUCACUUAACUUCUAUGACUUUAUAUAAAACAUUAUAUGGUUCUAAGUCAAAACUCUGAACAAGGUACAUUCAGAGAAGUCUCACUUGUCUCUGUUUCCUCUGUUUCUCUGUCUCCAUCCUAUUCUGUCUCCCAUCGAAAACCAUUUUGGUUAGUUUUGUUUCCUCUUUUUAUUGUUUCUUUUUAAAAAUAUAAGCAAAUAUGUAUAUAUUUAUCUUUUUCUUCUCACACAAAAGAUAACAUACUAUAAACACUAUUUCUACCCUUGCUUUUUUUCCAGUUAACAAUAUACCCUGCAGAUGACUCCAUCAUCAGAAUAGAGAUUAUCUCCAUCUUCUCUUAGAGUACUAAGAACACAUAAUUCACCAACGUGUAUCUAUACCAUAGUUUAUUCAGCCAACCCCCCACAGACAUUUGUUUUCAUUCUUUUUAUUUUCUUAAUUAAAAAAAUUUUUUUGGCUGUGCUGCACCACGGGGCAUGAGGGAUCCUAGUUCCCCAACCAGGUAUCGAACCUGUGCCCCCUGCAGUGGAAGCACAGAGUCUCAACCACUGGACUGCCAGGGAAGUCCUCCAUUCUUUUUCUAUUACAAAUAAUGUUUCAAUGAAUCACCUCCUGCACAUGUCAUUUCAUAUUUUUGCAAGGGUGUUUUGGGGUUGAGGGAUCUAAUUUUAAACAAGAAUCCCAAUAAUUCUGAUUCAGAUUGUUUAGAGACACACUUUGAGAAAUGCUGGUAUAGAGCAGUAUUUUUCAAAUUGUAGGUGGAGACCCAUUAGUGAGUCAUGAAAUAAGUUUUGCAAUUCAGUAAAGUGGCUUGCAAUUUGAGUUUUUAAAAAUAAAGUAGAACAGAAUUGAAAAUAUCAUUACAUGCUGUAAUAAGUGUAAGGACUAUUUCUUUAAACUUUUGUUUCAGACAUAUAUGUGUAGAGAUACGAACUGGAUCAUGAUGUAAAAUGUGUUUGUUACUCUAGGUUGUGAUCAAAAGAAGUUCAAACAAUUUAGGGGGAGGUGUGUGGAUUGGUUGUCAGUAAAUAGAUAAACUGUUAACUGGAAUAUCAGGCUUUAGAGCAGGGAUAGUACUUGAGCUCAGCCUUGUAGAAUGUGAAGAGACACCAAGAAGACAGGAUACUUUUCAUAAGGGUGAAGUGUCCAUGGGGGAUUAAAAGGGAAUAAUAUCAAAAAUAAAGCCAGGAAAGCAGAAAUAUAUAAAAUGUGCUUGUAAACAAUGAGGUCUCCAACCUGGCUAGAGCAGAAACUGGGCGCUAUCACUGCACACUGACCAUCAUUCUCUUUCAAAAGCCAAGUAUUUAGUUACUAUUAGGUAACUGAAGAGUUUUAAUUAUUCUCUUCUCACUUAUCAGGCUUUGAAACAUCUGUUUACUAGUCACAGCACUGGCA